Molecule: messenger RNA, 1834 nt
Organism: Medioppia subpectinata
Lineage: Eukaryota; Metazoa; Arthropoda; Arachnida; Sarcoptiformes; Oppiidae
Source: the annotation of a GenBank genome assembly
AGUCAGAGAGAGAAACUGAAACACAAGGAAAGUGAGAGACAGAGAGAGACCCUCCCUAUCAUAACAAGAGGAAAGAGAGGGAAGAAAGACAUAUAAUAAUAUAACCUAAUGAUCUUCUCUGUCUGUACCCCUCUAUCCGGUGCUAACAAAUAAAAGUGUAUGUAUUUAAUGGUCCAAUCGUUUUGAUUAGAGACAAAAAAGACUAAAUUCAAGGACAGAACGCGAAAAAAUAAAAACCAACUCAAAUGAUAGCAUAAUCUGAACCAUUAAUUGUUGUAAGCGAUGGGCGAUCCGCAGUUCCAGGAGUUCAUUAAAGUCUUUGAUCUCAUGCCUCAACACAUCAGAGCUCCUCAACAGUGUUACAGACUGGUUCCGGACAUUGACAUCGAUUUGAUUGACUCACCAAAAGAAGCCAAAGAGACAAUCAAAGAGACGGAUAUGAAUUGCAAGAAUGAAAACAAUAAUGCUUUUAAUGCAAAUUCUGAUCAUAAAUGUAUGUCUGAAAGGAAACGGCGAAUAUUGCCUCAAAUUCCGAGCGAUAAAAAGCCAUUUGAAGGUCUUUGGCAGAUAGUGUCCAACACUAAUGGCAUUCCUCUUUCCGAAGAGCUAUCGAACCCUCAAAUGAAAUCCUAUUCACAGUCAGAGAAAUGUCUUAUACGUCAGGUCUCGACGAAUAUGUUUCUGGAAAUCAAGACUGACUCAAACGAUGGAAAACCCGUUUCGCUGAAACUCUUCAACACUCUUAGCACAAGUCUGUCUCCCGAUGACGACGACUCGUCCUAUAAGUAUGGAAGCGAUUCGGGAAAUUCAUCGGCGAUGAGUCCCACCGACGACUCAAUCACUUGUGCCAAUGGAAUCACUGCAAGAAAGGGAACCGAAAAACUCAAACCAUUCCAAGUAUUAGAGGCCACACAUCGGGGUCUUUAUAAAUUCAUUCCCCGGCAUAACGACGAACUCGAUAUAGAAAUCGGAGAUCCCAUUCAUUUGCUCAAAGAAAACGACGACUUGUGGUGCGAAGGCUUUAAUCUGAGAACUGGUCUCAAAGGCAUCUUUCCAUCCGCUUUGGUCACAGACGUCGAGUACUCAGAGUUUGUCGGAGAAACCAAUUGCGACGACUCUUUGGCGAACGUUAGUCUCAAAGUGAAGAAAGAGAGAUAUUUGUUAGACUUCUUGGGAUCGGUUGAAGUGACCGAUCAUAAGGGAAAUCCAGUGUUAUGUGAAUCAGUUCGACGAGUAUUGGACGCGAAGCCAUCGGAUUUUGGGAUGAAUACACCGUUUCCUUCUAUACUAGAGAUCAGCGAUUUGGGACUCCGGAUGAUGGAUAGCAAACCGGUCGCCAACGCGAGUAAUGGCACUCUCUUAGGACACGACUACUUCUUUGCUCUAAAACACGUGACAUUUUGCGGAUUCUAUCCGAAAGAUAAGCGAUAUUUCGGUUUUAUAACAAAACACCCGACAGAGGAGAGACUGGCCUGUCAUGUGUUCAAAGGCAACGACUCUACCCGUGAAGUGGCCGAAGCGGUCGGCCGUGCGUUCCAUAGGUUUUACAAUCGAUUUAUUGAACUCUCAUAUCCUAUCGAAGAAUUUUAUUUCGAUUGAAUCUAUUGUUAAGAUUUUAUUUUUUGUGAAACGAUUUAAUUUUAUUUCAUUUGAAGUCAAAACUCAUAUAACGUGUAUAUAAUAUGCAAACAUUUUGGCCAUUAUUUAAAAAAAAAAGACUAUUGAAAGUUAAUCUAACUUUGAUCUCAUUUACUUAAGACUUGAAAGAAUAUUACUAUUAAAUGCCAUUUAAGUAAGAAUUAUAUUUAUUAUUACAGUUAUAAAUUGACUGAUU